AUGACACAGUCAAAGACCGUCUCUGAACGGUAUCAGAAGAUAUCGCAAUUAGAGCAUAUUUUAAAGAGACCAGAUACAUACAUUGGUUCUGUUGAAGUACAGGAAUCGCAACAAUGGAUUCAUGAUGAAACAACCGAUUGUAUGAUUGAAAAAACUGUAAAUAUAGUCCCUGGUCUUUUCAAAAUUUUCGAUGAAAUCUUGGUUAACGCUGCAGAUAACAAGGUUCGUGAUCCUAGUAUGAAGAAGAUUGAUGUUGUCAUUAAUCAAGAGGAGAAUACUAUUGAAGUCAAGAAUGAUGGUAAGGGUAUUCCCGUUGAAAUUCAUGAUAAGGAAGGUAUUUAUAUUCCUGAAUUAAUUUUUGGCCAUCUUUUGACAUCCUCUAAUUACGAUGACGAUGAGAAGAAAGUUACAGGUGGUAGAAACGGUUACGGUGCUAAGCUUUGUAAUAUUUUUUCCACAGAAUUCAUACUAGAGACCGCUGAUCCUUCUAGAGGGCAUAAAUAUAUCCAAAAUUGGGAAAACAACAUGUCUACGUGUCAUCCGCCUAAAAUUACGUCUUACAAGAAAGGUCCAUCUUAUACAAAGGUCAUAUUCAAACCAGAUCUUCAAAGAUUCGGGAUGGACAAACUUGACGAUGAUAUAGUUGGUGUUAUGAGGCGUCGUGUCUAUGAUAUCAAUGGUUCCGUACGUGAUGUGAACGUCUCAUUGAAUGGUAAAGCUUUAAAGAUUCGUAACUUCAAAAACUACGUCGAGUUAUACUUGAAAUCACUAGAGAAGAUCAAAUUAAAUAGACUUAGAGAGUCGAGUACCCCAGAUGAACCAAUGCAAGAGCCUACUAAAAUCCCAACUAUCUUAUAUGAAAGAAUUAAUGAUCGUUGGGAAGUUGCAUUUGCAGUAUCGGAAAACUCAUUUCAACAAAUAUCAUUUGUUAAUUCGAUCGCCACUACAUCAGGUGGUACACAUGUUAACUAUGUUACAGAUCAAAUUAUAAAGAAAGUAUCUGACCGCUUGAAGAAACAAAAGAAGACAAUCAAACCUUUCCAAAUUAAGAACAACAUGUUUAUUUUCAUCAAUUGCUUAAUUGAGAACCCUGCAUUCACUUCUCAAACCAAAGAACAAUUAACGACAAGGGUCAAGGAUUUCGGUUCCAAGUGCGAAGUCCCAUCAGAAUUCAUCAAUAAAAUAAUGAAGACUGAUCUUGCGACGAAGAUCUUUGAAAUUGCCGAUGAGAAUGCUCAUAAGCAAUUGAAGAAAACUGAUGGUUCAAGAAAGAACAGAAUUACUGAGUACCCCAAACUUGAAGAUGCAAAUAUGGCUGGAACAAAAGAAGGUUACAAAUGUACUUUGGUUCUAACAGAAGGUGAUUCUGCCUUGUCUCUUGCAGUUGCUGGGUUGGCUGUCGUUGGAAGAGAUUAUUAUGGAUGUUUCCCCUUAAGAGGUAAAAUGUUAAAUGUUAGGGAAGCGACCCCUGAUCAAAUCAGUAAGAACGCGGAAAUUCAAGCCAUAAAAAAAAUUAUGGGGUUGCAGCAUAAGAAGCGGUACGAAGAUACUACAACUUUAAGAUAUGGUCAUAUUAUGAUUAUGACGGAUCAAGAUCACGAUGGUUCACAUAUCAAAGGUUUGAUCAUUAAUUUCCUGGAGAGUUCCUUCCCUGGUCUUCUCGAUAUUCCAGGAUUUUUAAUAGAAUUUAUCACACCCAUCAUUAAAAUCACAAUCUCAAGACCCAAGAAAGAAACCAUUUCUUUCUAUAACAUGCCAGAUUACGAAAAGUGGAGAGAAGAAGAGUCUCACAAGUACACUUGGAAACAGAAGUAUUACAAGGGUUUGGGUACGUCGACACAACAGGAAGCACGUGAGUACUUUUCAGGUUUAGAUAAGCACUUGAAGAAAUUCCAUGCCUUGCAAGGUGAUGAUUCUCAAUUAAUUGAUCUAGCAUUUUCAAAAAAGAAGGCGGACGACCGUAAAGAAUGGCUAAAAUUGUAUGAGCCUGGUACUGUAUUAGAUCCAAAGCUAACAGAGAUUCCAAUCAGUGAUUUUAUCAAUAAAGAAUUAAUUCUUUUCUCUCUAGCAGACAACAUUAGAUCUAUUCCCUCUGUUUUAGAUGGUUUGAAACCUGGUCAGAGGAAAGUUAUCUAUGCCUGCUUCAAACGUAAUUUGAAAAGUGAAAUCAAGGUCGCUCAAUUAGGUGGUUAUGUUUCAGAACAUACAGGGUAUCAUCAUGGUGAACAAUCUUUGUAUCAAACUAUUGUCGGUCUAGCUCAGGAUUUUGUUGGUUCCAAUAAUAUUUACUUGUUGAAACCAAAUGGUGCCUUCGGUACAAGAGCAACAGGUGGUAAAGAUUCUGCUGCGCCAAGAUAUAUCUUCACGGAGCUAAACAAACUUACGAGAAAAAUUUUCAAUACUCUCGACGAUCCAUUAUUGAAUUAUAUUCAAGAUGAUGAACAGACUGUAGAACCUGAAUGGUAUUUACCGGUUAUUCCAAUGGUUUUAGUAAAUGGUACUGAAGGUAUUGGUACGGGUUGGAGUACUAAUAUUCCUCCUUUCAAUCCAAUGGAUAUUGUCAAUAAUGUGAAGCGUCUGAUGAAGGGAGAGGAAAUGGAGCAGAUGGCGCCAUGGUACAGGGGAUGGCAGGGAUCCUUGGAGAAGAUAGAUCCACAAAAGUAUCGUACUUAUGGUAGAAUCGAACAAAUCGAUGAAAAUACGUUGGAAAUAACGGAACUGCCUCCCAAGACUUGGACUUCCGUCAUCAAGGAGCAUUUACUAUUGGGUUUAAGUGGUAAUGAUAAGGUUAAGCCUUGGAUUAAAGACAUACAAGAACAGCAUGGAGCCACCAUCAAGUUUAUUAUCACCUUGACUUCCGAUGAAAUGGAGAAGACGAGAAAAAUAGGUUUCUAUGAAAGAUUCAAAUUGGUUUCUACGGUAAGUCUCAGCAACAUGGUUGCAUUCGAUCCUCAGGGGAAGAUUAAAAAAUACGAUGAUGUUCGUGACAUUUUGUCUGACUUUUAUUAUACUCGACUCACCUAUUAUCAGAAGAGAAAAGAUUAUAUUGGUGAAAGGCUAAAGUGGGAAGUUGAAAAGCUAUCAUAUCAAGUUAAAUUCAUUAUGAUGAUCGUUGAGAAAAAGUUAUCAGUCAGUAACAAACCUCGUCCAGUCCUCUUCGAAGAAUUAAUGUCCUUGGGUUUCCCAAGAAUCAACAAAGAAGGAAAACCAACCUACGGUAAAGUCGAGGAGCAAGCACAAAUAGAAGCAUUGAAUGACGAAGAUGAUGAUGAUGAUGACGAAGAGAAAAGCGAAGCAGAAGACAACGCUGAAGAAAGUGAAGAUGUUGUAAACGGACCAGAAGAGAAAUUUGGUAAUUACGACUAUUUGUUAGGUAUGAAAAUCUGGGCUUUGACAAAGGAAAGAUAUGAAAAGUUAAUGAAACAAAUGCAAGAGAAACAAACAGAAUUGGAACGGCUAUUAAAACUUUCUGCUAAAGAUUUAUGGGAAAUUGAUUUAGACGACUUCGUAGAACAUUACGAAAAAUUCAUUCAGUACGACGAAGAGGUUCGUAACAGCAUCGUUCCCGAUGCAGCCACCACCAAGAAGGGUAAGAGAAGAAAGCGCGGUAAAAACGAUGACAAUGAUUCAAAACAACCAAAAAAAAGAGCCAGAAAAUCUGUCAAGAGAGAAUAUGUUGAUUUUGAAAGAGUUUUAAUCGAACCAAGAGUUAUUGAAAAGGUUAAAAGGGUACCAAAAAUUAAAACUGAAAACAACGAUAUUGUAAAGAAACUUUCAAAGGCAAAAUCCACUAAACAAACGACCCCAGAGGUCAAAGAAGAUCCAGAACCAACCGCCUCUCAUGCUAGUACCAUCUUUGCAAAGAAGGCGGAUUCAGUCUCUAAGGAACCCGAGGAAGACAAUGAUGAGUUCAGCGUAUUUUCCAGUAAAUUCAAAAAAUUGAGCUCUGCGUUCAAUGAUAAUGGCGAUUCCACGUCCGCGUCUCCUAUUCCAUCCAUAGCGUCUAAAUCCCAGGAUACUGUAGGAAUCUCUCCUCUCAAAGACGACGACGACGAUGACGAAAAGAUUCUAGCAGGCAAGAAAAAGACAACAAGGAAACAAAAUUCGCAGACAGCAGAUCUAGUCUCACUGAGCGAUGAAAGUGAUCUUGAUAUUCUUGAAAACUUACCCUCUCAACCACGAAAGAGAAGUCCAAGAUUGACUCAAACUACGAAGUCCAACUACACACAGGAUUUAUCAGACGACAGUUUCUUAGAUGACGAUGAUGAAGAAGCAAACUCCGAUGCAUCAUUCCAAGAAUCUGACUGA
Kluyveromyces lactis is the source of this 4308-nucleotide messenger RNA. It is a transcript of the gene TOP2, whose product is annotated as DNA topoisomerase 2. The record is from RefSeq and is a predicted model, not a curated record. Gene Ontology annotation, biological process: DNA topological change; resolution of meiotic recombination intermediates; sister chromatid segregation. The coding region runs from base 1 to 4308 and encodes 1435 amino acids. The transcript has a single exon. Lineage: Eukaryota; Fungi; Ascomycota; Saccharomycetes; Saccharomycetales; Saccharomycetaceae. Gene Ontology annotation, molecular function: DNA binding; ATP binding; DNA topoisomerase type II (double strand cut, ATP-hydrolyzing) activity. Gene Ontology annotation, cellular component: nucleus.